This is a messenger RNA of Cavia porcellus (domestic guinea pig), 3619 nucleotides long. It is a transcript of the gene Mpzl3, whose product is annotated as myelin protein zero like 3. The record is from RefSeq and is a predicted model, not a curated record. Gene Ontology annotation, cellular component: plasma membrane. NCBI's taxonomy places the organism in Eukaryota, Metazoa, Chordata, Mammalia, Rodentia, Caviidae. The coding region runs from base 66 to 770 and encodes 234 amino acids. The transcript has 6 exons.
CGGUGUUACCUGUGCCGUGCGGGGAGCUGUAAACAAGGGGUGCAAGGAUCUGAAGAACUGUCAGGAUGCAGCGGAGCAGAGCGGCUGGAGGCCGCGGCUGCGCUCUCUUGCCACUGCUGGGCAUCUUGAUUUUUCAGGGUGUUCCUAUCGUCAUUUCCCUGGAGAUUAAAGCAGAUGCUCACGUACGAGGUUACAUUGGAGAAAAGAUCAAGUUGAGAUGCACCUUCAAGUCAACCUCUCCAGUUACUGAAAAACUGACCAUAGAUUGGACAUACCGCCCUCCCAGCAGCAGUCGCACAGAGACUAUUUUUCAUUAUCAGUCUUUCCAGUACCCAACCACGGCAGGCACGUUUCGGAAUCGGAUUUCCUGGGCUGGAGAUGUGUACAGAGGCGACGCCUCCAUAAGCAUAAGCAACCCCACCCUGAAGGACAACGGGACAUUCAGCUGUUCUGUGAAGAAUCCCCCAGAUGUGCACCAUAAUAUUCCCCUCACAGAGCUCACAGUCACAGAAAGAGGUUUCGGCACCAUGCUGUCCUCGGUGACCCUGCUUUCCGUCCUUGUCUUCAUCCCGUCCGCCGUGGUGGUGGCCGUGCUGCUGCUGAGAAUGGGGCGGAAGGCGGCGGGGCUGAAGAAGAGGAGCAAGUGUGGCUACAAGAAAUCGUCUAUCGAGGUUUCAGACGACACUGACCAGGAGGAGAAGGACGGGUGCAUGACCAGACUCUGUGUCCGCUGUGCUGAGUGUCUGGAUUCAGACUAUGAGACGUACUGAUGAAAGUCUGGCUGUAAUGAGCAGAGUUGCCUAGUGACAGAAGACAUCCCGUUCCAGGGGCGUGAGGCUGAAGCCUCUGGGGACGGAGCUGGCCUGGACAGUGGAAUGGCAGAUUCCGGACGUCCUCUGGCAAGACUUCAGAAAACAUUUAUUUAUUGAAGAAAUGUUCUUUUUAUAUUUAUGAACUGUUUAGAAACUCUCCAAAGAGACUCAUGACUCCCCCGCCCCCCUUUUUUUGACUUUCUCUUUUAAUAAGUUAUACUCUAAUUGACUGAAGACAUUGUUCCCUUGAACAGAAAGCUUCUUUUAGGUUAACCUUCACUCUUGAAUGUAUAGUGUUUUCAUUUACUUAUUUGAAGGAGAACCGUAAAUGUUUGCCAUGCUGCUGGUGCCAAAAUAAUAUUUUUAACGAAGUGGAGCCUGACACCAUUGUUUUUUGUUUUUUUUUUUUUGGUACUGGCAGUUGAACUCAGGACCUUGUGCUUGCCAGGCAGGCGCUGUGCCAGUGAGCUUCAUCCCUGGCCCCUGACAUCUCUUGAUGAUGUACUACCAGACAAAAUGAUUGUUUGGGAUAGAUGUCCUUUGUUUUGUGCUCCGUGAACAUUUUCAGCUGUGAGUUAGUAUAGUAUCCAUAAACACUCGGUUUAACAGUUCUAAUCCUUAGUUGUAUUUGGGUGACUUGGAGUUCAUAGCACUAUUUUCCUUAGAGUUGGUAGGAUCAGGCAUCACUGGUUUGCUUUGGUUGGUUCUUGUUUUUGUUUUUGAGAUAAGGCCUCACUAUGGAGCCCAGGCUGGCCUUGAACUCAGGCCACCCUCCUGCCUCAGCUUCCUGAUUACCAGGAUUAUAGACCUAUGUCGCUAUACCUGCUUUGAUUGGAUUUUUAAAGUAAUAAAAUGAAGUAUCUAUAUUUUACAAUUAAGGAAAGGAAUUACGAGACAGAAAUUCUUUCCUUUCUCGUGCUAGGUACAAUUUGGGUCAAAGAGUUUUAGUUAUUUUAUUUUCCUAUAGCUGACUAAUUUGUGGUUUCCUUCUUGAUUUGUUUGUUUGUUUGAGACAGGGUGUUGCUACGUAGCCCAGGCUGGCUUUGAACUUACUAUGGCGUCCAGUCUAGCCUUGAAUUUGCUGUUACCCUCCUGUCUCAGGCUCCUGAGCGCUGGGAUUAUCCUUCUUCGUUUUCCAGAGGGAAGAAAAGCUUUCCAAAAGAUUUUUAUUGAGGAUUUAUUGCAUAAUUUGAUAGUUGUUGACAGUCACAUCUUUUAUAUUGUGCUUUACACCUUUUUUAUUUCUAAAAGGUGCCGUUUAUGAAUGAAUUGUGAUAUAGGCAAGCUGCUUUUGCACAGUAUUGGAGGUGAAGAGCUGAGGUUGCGUAUAACCUGUCUGUCUGCCUUCUCUGAGUAACUUUUAGCACAUUCCUCCAUCCUCCGUCAGUCUAUUCCAAAUUUUAAUUUAAACAGGGUUCUCUAUAAACCCUUAAGACGUGUAUCUGAUGUGCCAGAGUUUUCUCUGUGGGGUUCAAAGGUUGUUUUUGUGUUGUAGCAUUUUAUACUAUACAUUAUAAAAUCACUUGUGAUUUCAUUUUCUGCCAGCGUCAUUCAUUUUGUCUCAUGGAUUUGGCCUGACCUUUUGUCCAGAGAUUAGAGAAUCUGGAUAUUGUUACACAUUGUGGUCAUGUAAGGCCAUAAAAAAGGCCAGCAGCUAGGACUGGCAACUUAAAUGUCUAGUGGUUAAGCUGAAUUCUUUGGGCCACUUGGUAACUAUGUGGUUGUCUGCAGCUGACCUAAUGAGACCAUUUCUGACAACUCAACAGAGAAAAUAAAACAGUUUGAGUAACGAAAGUAAAUAAUUUGAGUGUGUGGAGAUUUAAAGACAAAGAUGCAAUUGUGAAGGAGACUUUUUGUGUCUCAUUUUUUUCUUUUUCUUUCUUUCUUUCUUUUUUUGGUUUGUUUUUUGAGACAGGCUCUUGUUAUGUAGCUCAGGCUGGCUUGAACUCACUAUGUAGGCCCGGCUGGCCUCAAACUUGAGGUGAUCCUCCUGCCUCAGCCUCCCAAGUGCUGGGAUUAUAGGCGUGUGCCUCUGCCUGGCAUUAUGCCAUCCCUCCAUUUUGUUUUUCACCCCUUAUAUUGAGGUCCAGGUUACAGUUCUUUUCUCCAAAGAACGCAAAGUAGUGUAUGGACUCCUGCCUUCAAGGAUGGAAGGAAGAUAAAGUACUUUUUGUUUAAUCCAAUAUUUUAAUGUUUCCUAAGGUGCUAUUCUCUUUUUUUCUUUUUGCUGUUCCAGUGCUCUCCCCACACCGCGUGGAGAUCAGAAGGGGUUAGCAGCCCUUCCGAAUGCUUCUUUGAUGCUCAAGUCUUUUCUUGUGACCAAGUUACUUUGUAGUUUUAUGCAUUCCACUCCUAAUUCUGUUAGAAAAUGUAAACUUCUAAAGAGAUUUGUGUUUCCCCUGUGACCUGUUACUUCAAGCCAUUUGGGGAACACAUUUUUCUAAGAUGGGCACUGGUGCUUCCAAAGGGAAAGUUGUAUGUGCUUACUUUAUAGCAGAAUUCUGGAGGCCAAAUCCCCACCUUGAAUAAGCCGCUCAGCUAUGGUUCUAAACAGAUGCUUCAGAACACCCAUAAGGAGGGGCCAAGACUGUUACUAACUGCACAAUUCAAACUGUGUUUCCAAACAGGCAGCCCCGUUCCUUGACUCCAGGGUUGGGCUCUUAACCUCUGCCCACCUCAUUCCUUUGUGUAUGUGUGUGUGUGUGUGGGGGGGGGCGUGUAGCAGGGUUUGCACUGUUCUCCAUGUGUACAGACAUUGUAACUCCAUAUGUUUACUUCAUCAUAGUAAUAAACUUCUUUGUGUCUUC